ACCUGUACAUCACAAUAAUAGCUGUGCUUGUGGCUUGGUGUUUCUCCUCAUCAACAUUCUUUUUCAUGUCAACCUAAUCUUCUCUGCAACUUUUUUUUUGUUUUGAAGGCAAAGAGCUGUGAGAGAAACAAUGGGCAAGGGCAAGAUUGAGAUAAAGAGAAUUGAAAUAAAAAAAAACAGGCAGGUAACAUUCUCCAAGAGAAGAUCAGGGCUCUUCAAGAAAGCAAAGGAGAUUUCAAUUUUAUGUGCAGCAGAUGUUGCUGUUAUAGUCUUCAAUAGCACUGGAAGGCUCUUUGAUUUUGCAAGCUCAAGCAUGAAAAGAAUUUUGGAGAGAUACAGGAAUGCCUCUGGAGGAAAAGCUUGGAACAAUGAAUAUGAGGAAAUGUUGUCUCAAUUUAGAAAUCUGAAGAAUGAAAAUGAGGAGCUGCAAAAAGAAUUGAGUUGUGUGAGAGGUGAAGAUGUGGAGAAAUUGGCACGAAACCAACUGGACUGUCUUGAAGGAAAUCUUGUACUUGCAGCAAAGAAAGUUCAAGAGAGAAAGACAGAAGUCUUAAAAUAUGAAGGCCGGAAGACAGAAAGCAAGAAGUGUUCUAUUCCUAAAGAUUCCCUCCCUCAUUCGCCCCCAUUGAUGGAGACUCAAUUUAAUGAAGCACUUGAAGCAUUGCAUAGUUUAAAGGAUUAUGGGGACGAUGAUGCUCAGGACCAGAAUGCAGGUGAUGGCCACAGAAUGAGAAAACCAUGAUGGAGGUGGUGAUAAUGGAAAAAAAGAUUGAGAGAAAGAAAAAGAGGAAAGCUCGUGCUAAGGUGGAGGAUGGACAAUUUAUAGGAAAGAAGACCAACGCCUCCUCCCAUAGGAGGUGGAGCUGGAGGAAAUGUUGGAUGGAUGGGGACACUAUACAUUGUUGUUUCAGUAUUUUAUGUUUUAGUCGGGGGUUUGAUUGAUGACUUUUGAUCUUCAUAUAUAACUUCCAGAAUCCUUCUCCACUUAAUCUAAUAAAAAGUUUACACUUAUGUAUAACUAGUUAAAUUUUUUUUUGAAAAUAUAUAUCCUAUUUUCAAUCUUC
Cryptomeria japonica (Japanese cedar) is the source of this 1064-nucleotide messenger RNA. Its product is annotated as MADS-box transcription factor 23. Gene Ontology annotation, molecular function: protein dimerization activity; DNA-binding transcription factor activity, RNA polymerase II-specific; RNA polymerase II cis-regulatory region sequence-specific DNA binding. NCBI's taxonomy places the organism in Eukaryota, Viridiplantae, Streptophyta, Pinopsida, Cupressales, Cupressaceae. The record is from RefSeq and is a predicted model, not a curated record. Gene Ontology annotation, cellular component: nucleus. The coding region runs from base 131 to 742 and encodes 203 amino acids. The transcript is spliced from 6 exons. Gene Ontology annotation, biological process: positive regulation of transcription by RNA polymerase II.